AACGCUAGUGAAGUUAUGUUGUUGUUGCUGUCUGAUUAUUUUCGUGAGUUGGUUACUAACUAUCAACUGUAUCAGUGGGGUCUGCAGUUUGCUAACUAAUAGAUAACCUUACACGUUGUUUGUCUUGUAUCUUUUGGCUGAAUUACAAGCGUUAUCAUAAUAUUGAGGGGCAGGUAAUGUGUAACAGUGUUCUCAGACCUAGUUAGCUAGCCCGGCUAAAACUAAGUAAACGUCUCAUAUUCAGAUCAAAUUAUAUGUCAUAUUUUCUCAUCAUAGUAAACUUACUUCCAUGACAUGGCGAUGUGGAGCGACGUUGAGCUUCUGACCAACGAUGACACAAACACUAUCCGCCUCGGCAGUGUGUCCAGGGAGGAGAAUGGUAGCGGCUUGUAUCAGGUGGACACACUGGUCAAAAUCUCCACUGCCAAUGAGGUGCAUAGAGAUCCCUGUCUGUCCUCCUCCAGUGGGUCAAACUGGAGCAUUGUUGUGGCUGACAAGACAGUUAUCCUGUUUGACCAGAGCUAUCAAACCAUCCUGCUGCUUCUGCAUUUUGAAACUGCUGUGGAUGCCAUUGAUGUCUGCCUGGAAGGACAGUUUUUGGUGGUCUGUGAAAGAAAUGGAAACUUUCAUUUGAUCUAUGUUCCACACAAGAGAAUCCUUCUCACCCGGGCGCUGGUGGAGGAUCCAGCCACUGAAGAUAAGAAAACCUAUCGGUAUCUCAUCAUAGAGGAGGACAAAGCAUCUUUAGGGAUAUACCAUGUGUUCCUUCUUAUAAAAGAUGGGUUCUUCCACAUUACAAACCUUGCAUUGGCAAAAAUCGAGACAGCUAUUGAAAAAAUGGAUAUGGGAUCUUUGAAAGAGCUCCAGUCGCUCAUCAAGAUAGACUUCUGUUCCACCAGCGAAUACCACGAGGAGGGCUGCAGCACAGCAGUCGUGUUCAACCUGGGCCCUGAAAUCCACUUAAUAAUCGGGGGGGAUAAAGAGAAUGUUUUGACUCACUGGACGAUGGACCCUCAUCAGGCCAAGAUGUGUCUCACUCACACUGUGGACGACAGCUUGAUUCCAGGUGUGAGGAAGAUGGUGGUGGCAGACAACCUCUUGUAUAUUCUUGACACUGAGGAUUCCCUGAGUCUUUGGGACCUACAUUUUCUGGUCAUGAUUCACUGCUGGCAGGAUCUUGCUAUUCAUGACUUUGAACUCACCACAGAGUGUGGCUCCGUUGUGGCCCAAGACACGGGCAGCAUGAAGAUGAUCACACUGACUAAGCAGGACAACAGCCAGAUCAACUCAAUGCAAAUAAGAUUCCUGCCCUCCAUGACGGUUUGCUACUCUCUGGAUGUCUCCUCAGUCUCUUGUCUUGUCCAGACAAAAAUAAACAUGGAUACCAUUUAUUUAGUUGAGGGGAUUUGUGAGGAUGCAGAAAGUUGUGGAGAGCCCAUAUCUUCUGUUGUUGUCAGAUGCUUCACAGAGGCUUUGCCGGAGAACAGACUAAGCAGACUCCUUCACAAACACAUGUUUGAGGAGGCUGAAAAGUUUGCCAUCACAUUUGAGUUGGAUUUAGAGCUCGUUUACAAGGUGAAGCUUGACUUUGUGCUGGAGCAGCUGGCCUCCGCCUCUGUGGGCGGCUAUGGAGAGGGUGUGUGGUCUGAACUUGUGGAGGAGGCCAAGACCAACCUGAUGAAGAUCACAGAUGAGCAGUAUGUGGUGGAGUACUGCCUGAAGGCUCCAUGGCCGACCUUUGAGACGGCAGAGAAGAUGCUGAACCACGCUGCCACGCGAUACUCCUCUUUACAGAUCCAAGAGGCUCUGGCCAGGCUGUCUACGUUCUGCAGCCUGCACGGCCUGGAAAACUUCAAUGGCAUCGAAUGGAUUGAGUUUCUGAACAGCACGGACAAUUUGGGAGAUAUUCUCUCCCACCUGAGAGAGGGAGACUUGAAGGGUGCACAAAUCAUAUGGCUCAGAUAUGAGGGACACAUUGCAGCCGAGUUCGAUGAGAGGAAUCUUGAAGCUGUGCUCGGUGUUAUCCCAGAGGACCUGCCAUCCCAAGACCUCUGUCCUUGGUUCAGGACAGUUUUUGUUCCUUUUGUGAGGAGAGUGCUUCCAUCAGGACGGAAAAUCCUGGCGAGAUGGCUGGAGCAGAGAGCGAGGAAUCUGGAGUUGACAGAAAAGGGCGCUUGGCCCCAGAACGGGUUGGACUUGGCCGUGCUUGGACUGCCUUCGCUGCUGACUUGGAUGAAGUCUGAUGAUGAUUAUGGUGCAGACGAGGUGGAGAACCUGAAAUCCCUGGUGUCGAACCUCCGCCAGCUCCUGGACCUCCAGCGGAAAUACAGCUGCAGACUUUCACUUUCAGUCUUUGAGAAGGGAAGUGUACGGAGCGUGGCUUUCUUCAUGCUGGACAAAGUGCCGGCUCCUGAGCUGAUCGCCGCCACCGUGGAGAGCCGUAUCCUGCCGUACGCCGAGGAGCACGAGACUCCUUUUGAUGAGCUGCUCCUACAGUACAUCAAGGACCUGCUGGAGCGCUGCAGUUCUCAGACCACAACACUGUUCACAGAAUGGGAAGCCAAAGCAGUCGCAGUGUUAGAUUGCAUGAGUGAUACCGAUAUGAAGGUGGAUGCUGUGCUGGAGAUCAUGCAGAAAGCUGUGGUGCCCUGGAGUAACGUGGUAGAAAAGCUGGUUCAGCAGUACCUAGAGAUGGAUGGACCAAAGCAAGAGCUUUUAAAGGAGAGCUACCGUCUGAUGGAGAUCAGGAAACUCCUCCGGGGCUACGGGAUCCGCAACUUCAACCUCUCUAACAGCACUCAAAUCAUGACGCUGAUCAGAUACAUCCUAAAGCAAGACCUGCCCAUGUCCUUAGAAGACUCCCUGACUUUAGCCGAAGCGUACAAACUUCCCACCUCGCAGAUUAAUUACUUGUUCUUCAUCCAGCUGAUUGGCACAGGCAGGACCGAGGAGUGCAUGACUGUCCUGAAGAAGCUGUCAUCUGCAGAGGCCGAGUGUGUGAUCGAGCGUCUCACCACCUGGGCCAGGCUGCAGCUGGAGGACAAAGCCCACAUUUCUGACGAGCACAAGAAGAACCAGAUGGUCGUCGCUCAGGGGAUGGUGGAGGCUCUGAAAUACAUGCACAUAAUCCAAAAGCGUGAUGCUCUUAAAAGCAUGGAGUGUGAAAACAACCUCAUCAUGUUCAAGGCCAUCGCCCACCUACAGGAGGACUUUGAUGUCUUCUUCACCCCCUCCAACUAUGAGGAUCCGAGCAUCAGAAAACAGAUCCAGGAGCAUCACAUCACGGCCUACGAGAACACGCAUAGCCGCCAAUCAUCAGAGGCCAAGGCUACGAUCACUCCGGUUGUGGCGAAUGAUCCCGAUGGCAAAACCAAGACCAUUUCCACAGAAGCUGGCCUGCGUCGCCUGGGCAGGCAGCUGCAGCGCACCGAGCAGGAGCUCUGGUCCGACUUAGCCCUGCGCGCCCUGGGAGUGGGGAAGGUGCACAAAGCGAUCAAGAUCCUCAGUGAGCUGUAUGAGCACCACUACAACACCAGCACAGGGAAGGUUUUGUUCACCGCCGCCAAGACGUUAUGCCAGAUGCUGGAGGCGGACGUUCCCAUGGUGCUUCCCGCCGACACGGACCUGCCGGCAGUCAUCCAUGAUCUGGCCUGUCAGGCUAUCACUCUGUGCCACUCAGAUCUUCUGCUGGACUGUCUGGAGCUCUGCAAGUGCACACACAUAGCGAUGGAUGUCUAUCAUCAGUGUCAGUUAUCAGACGACUAUGGUUUUAUAGCCAAGGAUUCAACCUUGGAGACAGAAAAAGACCCUCACUCUCAGUGGAGCUUUCAGGAUGUUUUCAAUGAAGAUUGCAUUGUUCUGGACCCGGUGUCUGUGCUUCCAGUCCAAUAUGAAAUAACCAACUGCUUGCUGCCUAUUUCUCUGGAUACCAAGCUGUACCCACUGGACUGCUCCUGUCUGUCACACUGCUCGUUUGAAAACGGCUCAAAUUACCUGCAGCCCCUCCUCGGGCCCCUGGCCAACAUGCUGCAGUGUUUACAGGAGUGCAGUCAGCUGGAGCUGGCCCUCAGAGUGCUCGUCAACUCCUACGGUAGCUGCCUGCAGCACGUCACCUCUAAUGUUAUGGACAUAAAGCUCAGUGUGCAGCUGUACGAUACCCAGAAGCUUAAGAAUUACAACUUAUGCUUGAAUAAUCUGCGUAAGACAACCACUUCGACUCUGGAUGCCGUUGCUGUGGCUCUCCUUCACAAGGUGUUCAACUGGAGGGUGGUCGAUUGUGAUUUGGCUAUUGGACUCUGUACGCUCCUCCCCAAAGCAGAGGUCUUAAAAAUACUCUGGAAGUUUAUUGACAGCACCUGGCAGAACUAUGACAAAAUCUUGGCUGUGGCCAGGAUCGGAGCUAAUCUCUGCUGCUUGUACGACGAGGUCGAGGAGCGAGAGAAGUUCCUCUUCGUCAUCACCGAUGCUGAGUGGGGCAUCAAGCUCGCCAAACUGGAGAUAUCCAUGCAGCCUGUGUUCCGUCAGCGUCCGGAGAUGAAGAGGAGUCUGAUCCCUGACCUGGUGAAAAACAGGAGGAUCACCCCGGAGAUCAUCUUCCAGUACUGCAGCACUUUUGGCCUGGACCGUGACAGUGUGAUCAACCAGUACAUCACCACCUUACUGCUGCUUCAAGAGGACGGGGAUGGUGCCGGGGACCCGGGGGCCAAUCAGAAAGAGAUGCAGCCUCUGUGUCAUGUGGAUGAGCUGGAGCGAGUCCUGCAGAUCAUCCCCAUGUUGCACAACACCAGCGAGCUCACCGACACCCUCUGUGCUGACAUAUAUAAGCUCAGCCCUUAUAACUACGAGAGGAUCGAGUUAGUGCUGAAGAUCAUUCAGGCCGCAGAUGAGAAUGUGACAACCUUUUCUGUCAGCCGGGCAAUGGGCCUCCUUCAGCACCUGAAGUCCUACAAGCGAGUCUCUCCUCCCUCAGACGUGGAGAACGCGUAUCUUCUGGAGAAUAACAUGCUGCCAAACCUCCUGUCCAACAGAAGACUGCCCUUCCACCUGCUCAUGCAGACCAAACACUACUGGAAGAUUAUCUCUCCUGAGCUCAGCGAGGAGACCUUUCCUACUCUUCUGCUGAUUAGCAAACUGAUGAAGGUGAGCCUCGACAAGUUAUACAUGUCAGCAGUGAACCAUGUGUUUGAGCAGAAGAUGAAGCCUUUGCUGUUGGAGCAGAGGAAGCAGGGUCAGGAUCACCGCUACAAUAAGCAGACCUUCAAGGUGGCCAAGACCAUGAUGAAGUACAUCCACUGCAUCCAGAGCCAGGAGUGGGCUGCGGCCACUGCCCAUAAGAUCACCCAGGAGCUGCCUCCAGGCUACGAGAAGACGCAGUCCCUCCGUUUCUGUUUGACUCUUGGAGACGCCUGGCUGAAGGAUCCGAACCUUGACGAGGCAGCACGAGCCAGAGGGGAAACCUUCCUGUCGAAGCUGAAGCUGCAGUUCCAGCGCUCGGCCACAGAGAACACGCUGAUAACGAGCCAGCUGAACAGCCCCGAGCAUCUGAAGCUGACCGGGCUCCCGGCCUGGCUCAUCGUGGCUCUGUACGAGCACAGCAGCGUGGAACAGCGCUACAGAGACUCGGGAGUUCAAGUCUAUCCUGAUAUACACGCAGUGGUUAAAGAAAUAGCCACCAUUAACAACGUGGAUCUCCUGAAAAUCCGUAACAUGAUGCUGGAGAAAUGGAUUUGCAAAACAGGCCCAGCUGUCACCAAGGAUAUUGGUAAUCAUGAAUGUGUCAGCAACAUGGAGGAGGACCCAGACUUAAUGAGGGUGGUGUACAUGCUGCAGGCUUUCCCCAUCAACGAUGCUGUCCGUGUUCUGAACCCAAUUCUCUCCGCUGAAACCUGGCCUCUCAGCACUUCUGGACCUCGUCUGACAUUCUGCCAUCGAACUCGAGCGCUGCUGUGUCUCGUCCGCCUCGCUGACUCGGCCACUCUGGAGGCUCACCUGCAGAUCCCCAGGACCAAAAUGAAAUACUAUCUGAAGUGCUACAUCUUUGUCUCUCAACUGGAGGCGUUGAACAUCCCUUACACGGUGCAGUCGUUCCUCAGUAGUCCCAAGGAGGGCUUGGUUAAAGGGCUCUGGAAGAACCACAGUCAUGAGCCGCAGGCGGUGCGGCUGGUGGCGGAUCUGUGCCUCGAGUAUCAGGUGUACGACCCUCAGCUGUGGAACAGUCUGCUUCAGAAGCUGCUCGGAUUCAACCUGAUCAGCCACCUCCAGAAGGUACUAGAGGCAUUAGUGGCUGUGCCUGCUCUCUGGGAGAUUUCCAGUUUCUCGAGGACCUGGAGGAGUAUGAUACUGGCACCAUUUGUCUCAGCUUCUCUUCCUCUGAGUCCGGAUCAACAGGCGACGCUCUACAGGACCUUUGUUCUCCUUCUCAAGUGCCCCUUCCUGCUGAAUCUGGAUCUGAUAGGAAUUGCCAAUCGCUUCGCACAGUUCAAUCUGCCGGCCUUUGCUCUGGGAGCUCUCCUUCUCAUCCCCUGUGCCAACAAAAAGGCUCAGCAGAUCCAAGGCUUCCUGUCAGGGUGCAACCCGGUCGCUGUCCUGGAUCAGGUGGAAGAGCUCAUGAAUACCGGGGAGUUAGCUGGAGUUCCCUCACAGAUCAGGGAGACGGUUUUAACGUUCAUCAGCCAAAAGGGUCAGCACCAGAAACUGUUGAAGACCAAACACCUAAAGCAUCUGAAGCAGCUCAUUGUGUCGAGCGGACAACCGAACCAGGUGAAGGACUUGCUGGACUGCCUGAUCAGCCAGAACUGUCAGGACGAUGCUGACUCGCUCGCUCGUGAGUUCAUGAAACUCCGAGAGUAUCAACGAGGAAAAACCCUGAGCAACGGCUCACCUUCACCGAGCUGCAUAAAGGAGUUUCUCAACAUGCAAAAUGGAGUUUCAGGGUGAGCUGACAGGAUUUCUGCAGAUGUAUUUAUGUAUUCUUCCACUUCUCUUGGGCUGAGAUGCAAUAUUUGCACUUAUUAACCAUCUUUCAGUUAUUGAAUAAAUGUUGUUCAUUAUUUGUUUCUGAAGGCUUUUAAUCUUUCUUUGUUCUAUAACCGCCUGGCUUAUUAGUAUAUUGUUAUAACUGCUCACUAACAGUAUUAGAAUAAACAAUUUCAUGAAAACUAUUCGAAAGAAAACUCACUAACAUGAAGAGUUAAGAGUCUGUGAAUAAAUGACUUAAACUUCAAUGUAUACAAAAAAAAGAAGACAAGCAGCUGUGUUGUUGUCGCCUGCUGGACUGUAUUUGAAAGGUUUUGUCCUAUUUUCUUUUCUUAAUAAAAUGUUCUGUAAAAUGA
Eleginops maclovinus (Patagonian blennie) is the source of this 7331-nucleotide messenger RNA. It is a transcript of the gene kntc1, whose product is annotated as kinetochore associated 1. NCBI's taxonomy places the organism in Eukaryota, Metazoa, Chordata, Actinopteri, Perciformes, Eleginopidae. The transcript has 61 exons. The record is from RefSeq and is a predicted model, not a curated record. Bases 295 to 6936 code for a protein of 2213 amino acids. Gene Ontology annotation, cellular component: RZZ complex; kinetochore microtubule; cytoplasm. Gene Ontology annotation, molecular function: small GTPase binding. Gene Ontology annotation, biological process: mitotic sister chromatid segregation; mitotic spindle assembly checkpoint signaling; protein localization to kinetochore involved in kinetochore assembly.